Mercurialis annua (annual mercury) is the source of this 1281-nucleotide messenger RNA. RefSeq names its product probable jasmonic acid carboxyl methyltransferase 2. Gene Ontology annotation, biological process: methylation. Gene Ontology annotation, molecular function: S-adenosylmethionine-dependent methyltransferase activity. The record is from RefSeq and is a predicted model, not a curated record. Bases 128 to 1255 code for a protein of 375 amino acids. Lineage: Eukaryota; Viridiplantae; Streptophyta; Magnoliopsida; Malpighiales; Euphorbiaceae. The transcript is spliced from 4 exons.
AGACUAUAUAUGAAUAUGUUGGUAUGUUGUAUUCCUUCUAUAUAUACACUACUUUCUUCUCAUAACUCUUCACUUCAGCAAUUUAACUUUUAAGAGAGAGGAAGGGAGGCUAUCUUAGAGAGAGAAGAUGGAAACAAUGCAAGUCUUUCACAUGAACAAAGGAAAUGGUGACACUAGUUAUGCAAAAAACUCAAUUGUGCAGAACAAGAUUAUAUCAAUUGGGAAACCAGUAAUGGAGGAGGCAAUUUUGGAAAUGUUAUGUAAUCAAAAUAUGCCUCAAGGCAUAGGCAUAGCUGACUUGGGUUGUUCUUCAGGACCCAAUGCGUUGCUAGUAAUAUGUGACAUACUUCGUAUAAUAUCCUCAAAAUAUGAAGAUCUGGGCUGUGCGACCCCAGAGUUUAGGGUUUCUUUAAACGAUCUUCCAUGUAAUGACUUCAACUGUAUUUUUGGGUUGUUACCAGAACUGUACAACAAGUUAAAGAAAGAAAACGGUGUCGGAUUUGGGGCUUGUUUUGUUUCAGGGACGCCAGGUUCUUUCUAUGGCAGAUUAUUUCCUAGCAAAAGCCUCCACUGUAUUCACUCUUCUUCAAGUCUUCACUGGCUUUCGCAGAUUCCACCUGGUCUAGAAAGCAAUGUUAGGAACCCCAUGAACAAGGGGAAAAUCUACAUAUCAAAAAGCAGCCCGAGCUUUGUCCUAGAAGCUUACUCGGAGCAGUAUCGGAAGGACUUUUCGACGUUUCUAAAGUCACGUUCGCAGGAAAUAGUUGCGGGAGGGUGCAUGGUUUUGUCAUUCAUGGGCAGGAGAUCCUCUGAUCCUACAACUGAUGAAAGUGGCUAUCAAUGGGAGCUAUUAGCAAAAGCACUCAUGAGCAUGGUUGCAGAGGGAUUGAUCGAGGAGGAAAAGGUUGAUUCUUUCAAUGCGCCAUAUUACGCACCCUGUAGCGAAGAAAUAAAAAUGGAGGUCCAAGAAGAAGGAUCAUUCAUUAUUGAUCGACUUGAAGCCUUUGAAAUUGAUUGGGAUGGAGGUUCGUCGCCAAAUGAUCAAAUGAAUGUGGGUUUUGUUGCAGUAUCUCGUGGCCAAAGGGUAGCCAAGACAAUUAGAGCUGUUGUGGAGUCGAUGCUAGAAGCUCAUUUUGGUAGUCAAAUAAUGGAUGAACUAUUUAAGAGAUAUGGCGACAUGGUGGAUAAUUACUUGGCUAAAACUACAACUAAGUAUAUUAAUUUGGUCAUUUCUAUGUUUAGGAAGGAUUAUUAAUCAUGGAGGCUUCUCAACUUGGUUAA